GUGAUGAGGCUGCAAUCAACAAAAAACUUCCCAAAGAACUGCUGCUUCGGUUCAUGGAAUAUGGAGUUGUGGAAUCCUGUUCUAGCUGAGGAAUGCUCUGAGGAAUUCCAACCUCACUGUUGGCAAGAAGAAGCUGCAUCCUCAUCGUCAUCAGUUCAUUGCAGCUCUGGGGUGUGUAACUAAACAAUGCCUGCAGAGUCUCUAAGCUGCUCUAGCUUGCCUAAAAGGGCAUUCCUACUGAGCUUUUAGGCAGCUUUCAGUGCUGUUUUUAGUCCUUGAAAUAUCCUUGGAAAGUUUGCAUGGAUUUCUUAACCCAAAGAGAUCUGCCUAUCCCUGGAGAUACAACGCAAAUGAACCCUAUCAUAAACCACCUGAGAGCAUACGGAUGCAUUUAAAUUAAUGACUAGAGCAUCCUUGCUGUUUCUCGAUUUUCAUACUUGUUGAAGCUUUUCUGAGGGAUUAGGUGUAGGAUAGAUUUCUAGUACUGUAUCCAGGUGCAUUUAGGGCAGGCAUCCCCAAACUUUGGCCCUCCAGAUGUUUUGGCCUACAACUCCCAUGAUCUCUUGCUAACAGGACCAGUGGUCAGGGAUUAUGGGAAUUGUAGUCCAAAACAUCUGGAGGGCCAAAGUUUGGGGAUGCCUGAUUUAGGGAGAGAAGAUGCAGAUAUAAAUCCCAGAAAAAAGGAAUGCGUUCAAAAGGAAGUAGUGUUACCAACGUGUUGCAGUUGUGGUCUGUAUCGUAAAUGCUGCAUAGCGUUUUAAGAGAUUAAAGGAAGGGCUGUUCGUGUGCCAUAGCACUGCAGGAGCACAGAAAAGGUGCAGAAUGGGUUCCAGUUUCCUGAGAUUUUUCCACUUUCAAAUUUAAGAGUGGCUAGCCCUUAAACAGAGAAGAUGUAUUUGAAAAUGGAUGGGCAGUGCUUGCUGAAAACUCAAUACAGUCAAGUGUUCCACAAAGACAGCCUACAUUUUAGUUGCAUCCAAGUGCCAUUCAGUGAUAAAGGCAAGAGUCCUGCAAGGGUCUGAGUACAUCAUAUCUCUGUCUGCCUCUCUUUUCAUCCCCAACCACAUUUAAAAUCUCUGUUUUAUUCUUGCUAUGUGGUGUUCAUACUACUAUUUUUUUAUUAGUUUUACUUUACUUUUUUAAUUUAACUGCAUUUUUAACAAAACGUGUCAGUAUUGACAAGGAUUGUUUGAGCUCAUAAAUAUUGCUAUUAGACAUAAUGUGUGAAAUAGUGUGAUAGAAUUCAUUGCCAUUAUUUUAAACAGUAAAGUGAUUUUGCUGUUUGUAGUAAGUGUGUCUCUUAAUUCUAGUUGUCAUAUAAUAAGGAAUUAACCCUAAUAGAGAAACAACACAUAUUUGAUUAUUUGCUGUUAUUCCAAGAAUCAAAUCUUUGUUACCGUUCUAGUAGAUGAGUGCUUUAGGUAUUUGACUGGUCAAAUCGCUACAUAUUUUUUGACUGGUCAAAUGUUAAAUCCUAUUCCACUUUUAAUUUUUCAGGGCUGAGCCCAGGCACUGGAAACAGGCUACAAGACCAAAUAUGCCAAUUAUUGCUAAACAAUUUGGGAGGAGAAUCUCAUGUGCAUGACCCAAUGUUUAGUUAUUUGUAUGUAUGUGUUUGUUAACAGAAUAUUCUCCUUCCUGGAUGUGGUCACGCUAUGCCGUUGCGCUCAGGUCUCCAGGGCGUGGAAUGUCCUGGCCCUGGAUGGCAGCAACUGGCAACGCAUUGACCUGUUUGAUUUCCAGAGGGACAUAGAGGGGCGUGUAGUGGAGAAUAUUUCUAAAAGAUGUGGGGGUUUCUUACGAAAGCUGAGCCUUCGUGGAUGCCUAGGUGUGGGAGACAACGCAUUAAGGAUAUUCGCACAGAACUGCAGAAAUAUUGAAGUGCUGAACUUGAAUGGCUGCACCAAGAUUACAGAUGCGACAUGUACUAGCCUUAGUAAGUUCUGCUCCAAACUCCGACAUCUUGAUCUAGCUUCCUGCACUUCAAUAACCAACCUGUCCCUCAAAGCACUGAGCGAGGGAUGCCCUCUACUGGAGCAGCUCAAUAUAUCAUGGUGUGACCAAGUGACAAAAGAUGGCAUCCAAGCUUUGGUGAGAGGCUGCGGUGGACUCAAAGCUCUGUUUCUUAAAGGCUGCACGCAGUUGGAGGAUGAAGCUCUCAAAUACAUUGGGGCACACUGUCCUGAACUGGUGACUUUGAAUUUGCAGACCUGCUUGCAAAUAACAGACGAUGGCCUCAUUACAAUAUGUAGAGGGUGCCACAAGUUACAGUCUCUGUGCGCCUCUGGCUGUUCCAACAUCACCGACGCCAUCUUGAAUGCUUUAGGGCAAAACUGUCCAAGGCUUAGAAUAUUGGAAGUGGCUCGGUGUUCUCAGCUCACUGAUGUGGGGUUUACCACGCUGGCUCGGAAUUGUCAUGAGCUUGAAAAAAUGGACCUGGAGGAGUGCGUUCAGAUAACAGACAGCACAUUAAUCCAGCUCUCCAUACAUUGUCCACGGCUUCAGGUUUUGAGUUUAUCGCACUGUGAGCUGAUCACUGACGAUGGGAUUCGCCACCUGGGCAACGGUGCCUGCGCCCAUGACCGCCUGGAGGUGAUUGAGCUGGACAACUGCCCUUUGAUUACAGACGCCUCCUUGGAGCACCUCAAGAGCUGCCACAGCCUGGAGAGGAUAGAGUUGUACGACUGUCAACAGAUUUCACGGGCUGGAAUCAAGAGACUCAGGACCCACUUACCCAAUAUUAAAGUCCACGCCUACUUCGCACCCGUGACCCCACCACCAUCUGUGGGGGGCAGCAGACAGCGCUUCUGCAGAUGUUGCAUCAUCCUAUGACGCGGGAGCCAAUCUACCUUGUGCAAAACAAAAACUGAGUAUUUAAAUUACCCUUCUAGAAGUAACAGUGGACACCAGUAUCUCCACACGACAAAAGUGAUGCCGGUGGUCUCUCGCAAGGGCCUUUCGAAAAGAAAGCAAAGCAGGGGGAGCUGGUCGCAGAAGUUUCUUCCCCAUUUUGCCCCAUAAGCCACACACAGAAACACACACACACUGCAGUAUAUACACCCACUCACACCUACUUGUUCCAGCAAACUGAAGGACCUUGGAGUUUAGGAGCUGGAUCAGUGGGCUCCUUCUCUCUCUCUCUCUCCCUUUUUUUCUCUUGUAGGUGGAUUGGUAUUAUUAUGAACCAUUCCUACUGGGCAUGCUCAGAAGAAAUCAUGGGGAGGUGGGUGGGAGAGAAAGUGGGGAGGUAGGGGAUCAUCACGCACAUCUGAAGAACUGCUGUUGCUUGGGGAGGGCGGGAAGGGAGAGGGUUGUUCUUUUGACAUUGGAAACAGCAAACUGGACAAACCCUUCAAUGCAAGUGUGGAAGCAGCGGUGAUAACCAAGGAAGGGAACAAAAUAAGACGCUGAAUCUUCAACACCCCACUGUCCAGAGAGGAGAAAAACGUAAAACCUUUAAAAGCCCAUGGUUAUAUUUUUUACUUUUUAAAAAUCAUCACCCUUGUGUUAGGGAAUGUUGAAACAGCAGCCAUUGUGAGACAUUGAUUCCUGCGCUUCUGUACUUCCUCGUUUUCUGUGCCGGCACAUCCACUGAGCAUGCUCAUGUUGAAGGUUCAGCGGUUUCUCUUCCGUGUUUCCAUAGCAUUUGGCUCAGAGGCUUCCUAGAUUGUUGUGACGAUAAAGCUAGAAAUCUGUAACGUCAGGUCUGAUUAAUUUUCUUUUGGUUUUUUCCCCUCCCUCUUCCUUCUUCAGUAUCUCCAGGAUUUUCGGGUUUUUUUUAUUUAUUUUAAAAAACCAUUCUGAGAUUGUAUGAAAUGACUGAACAUAAAAUAUAUGUUAAGCUAUUUUCCUUUUUAAAAGGCGUAUUUUACCACCAGGAGGCUAGGGCAAGCUUUGAAAUCACAGCUGUGAAAUGGGAUGAAGUUCUGAAAGCAAAAUUGCUUCUAUAGAGAUUCUUCUCUAGGUUCUUUUAACCCAUAACGCAGUCCGAGUGGGGCUGAUAGCAUCCUGUGUUUGCCCUAUUAAUUUGCCAUAGUAAUGCAAUGGUAUCAUUAGAACCACCUCUGAAAAUCCUCCUUUAUUUGGUGUGAGGUUCUUGGCACCAUUGUGUUUUCCCCUACAAAUCAGUUACCACCCUGAUAGGGAAGUUGGCCAGAUUCCUCCACUUCAGCAUUAAAUAACUGUAUGUUUUGUUUCUUCAAAAGCACCGGAGCCAUUUUUUGAUGUCUUGCGGGGCCAGGUUGGGUAGCUAUUUUUAUUUAUGGGUGGGUUUUUAAAGGUCUUGUGGGCAGAGGCACAGCACCAGAUCAGUUUCCUCCAGUUUGAAUGAUUCCAGCAUUUUGGUUGCCUGUUGCCCUUCCUAUCACAAGUUGCCCUUCCUGCCUUAACAGUUCCCAAACACAAUUUUUCUUAAUAGCACCUGCCGAUUUGGCUGUUGUACAGAAAGCACAGGGGAACCCUUCAUAAUGAGAAUUCUGUCCUGAGGAAUCUGGCUUCCUUGCUGACGUACAAUCCUUUGCUCUGCUUGUGAGCACAUCCACAUUUGUUAAUGAGUGGUUGGUUUUGUUUUGUUUUUUAAUUAGCCUGUUGCCAGUCCACUUCUGAUCUACUGCUUUGUUUUCAACUGUGCUGGCUUCUGACUGUCCAACGCAUGGCUUGUAAAACAACUUUCCCACUGCACUUUGGUUGGAUUCAAAAGCUCGAUUGUCUAAGCCCGUAGAGUAGAAGAUUGGGGGGGGGGUUGUUUUGUUUUUUGGAAAAAAAAGACCACCACGGUAACAGCAGUGCUCAUGAGGAUUCUUAAGGCAGAGUGUGAGGCUUUCUAGGAAACGCAUGCUCUGUUUCACUCUUGGCCUAAAUGUUUUUAAGUGUCAGGGUCCCCAUCCAAAGUUGGAAGCCGGAACCCAGCACAAAUUGCACAAAUAAUAUGAGCUGGUCUCAAAGAUAUAAUGGGACAGGUGUAUGGCCCAGACAGCAUCCUAGGUGCUGGAUGAUGAGAUUAGGUAUUCACUAAUUUUCUGUUGUCCCGCCAAGAUCGCAGACCUCAGGCAAGCACCUUUAAUUGUAGCUAUAAUUGGAGAACAGCGCUGUUUUAUGGAAAUUGUUCUGUGAAGUGUUCUCUGCAUUUUCCCAAAGCACUAAUCACGAUUUCUUUUGAUUCCAGAGGAUUUGUGUUUUCUCAGUACUCCCAGAGAAACAUAUUUACACAGCAAUCUUUGGUUUCUCUCUCAAACACACCUGUGUUAAAUUUCCCAAACCCACCAAUGUGGUUUUUCACAAGGCCUUCCAGCAGUUCAGACUGCUACCAAAGAUCUGAAAAGGCGAAACCUGUUUUAAAAAUAAUGCAUUUUCCUUCCUUCCUUCCUUCCUUCCUUCCUUCCUUCCUUCCUUCCUUCCCCCAAAAUCUUUUUUUAAACUUUUGAUUUUGUUUCUUCAACCCAAAUAUCUACUGAUGAUUCUUGUGAGUUUUGUGUCUUAAAAAAACAAACACAACACAACAUUUUACGGACUCCAGCAUAGAAAUAUGGUUGAUAGUCUUCCCCUCCCAUCUAUGAUUCGUGCAUCUCGUUUCUAAAACUUGGCAGCAUAAUUCCAUCUUUCAAAUUCCAGACAUCAUUGUGGCAAUUGCUGACAUUGUGGAAACAACUCACUGUUGCAAUGUUACUGAACUUCCUGAACAAGCCAGGAGUGUGUGUUUGUGCUUGUGCGUGCGUCCUGCCAGCUUGUCAGUGUUCAGCACAGCUCUUGAAAGUAGAACCUUCCUCUAGGAAUGGAAGGAGGGGAGUAAAAGCUUGAGUGCAGUCCAUCCAACUUUAUUCCAGUGCAAACCGCUUGAAACGAAUGGGAAUUGUAGAGCAGCAGUGCUUGCUGCAUUGCAUGCAGUGUAUUUGCAUUUGUUCGAUCGUAAGUAGUGGUUCUCCGUAAGGGCUGCCUUUAAUCUCAUGCGCGUCAUGUUGUGGAAACUGCUUACUCACAGUCGCGCACCACUGAGGGGUGUACAUAUGUGGGAAUAUUUCAUCCAUAUGGACAGGGCUGGUUGCAGGGUUGUUUUCACCAAAUCAUUCUCCAGAUUGAAGCAUUCAGCCUCCCCAACUAGGUGGAAUAGCACCCCAGGGCAACUGUCUGCAUGCCUCUCUAAAUGUGUGAAAUGGACCUUAAUUUGCCAGCAGUUCGUUUCCCAACGUAGAGAAGUUGAGACCAAAGUGACGGUGCCAUGUUAUUUUCAUGGGAAGGGGCAGAACAGAAAGAUAAUUUGAUUCAUAUCACUUGAUUGAGAAUUUUUAAAGCCAAUAAUCAAAUCCUUCUAUUCCCCACCCCCCUUGUCAGUGUAUUUAUUAAUAACAUCAAUAAACCACAUUUUUCUAAGUUUGUCUUGUUAGAAGAAUGGCUUUUGCAUAGGAUGAGAGCUCCCUGUGUUCUUGUCUUCUGGUGUUCAGUCCCAGGUACUUCCUUCCUGUCACUUUAUAUUUUAUUACGCAUUGAGACAGCUGUGCCUCUUGGGGAAGGGUAAAUAAACAUUGCCACCUUCGAAGAAGGCCGAGUUCCCCUUCACUGCAACCAGCAGUGCAUGCUGAUCCAUAGAGCUAUAUUGAGAGAGAGACCUGGGUUCCCAUUUUUAAUUGUGUGCACCCAGUGAGGUGUCAGCCACAAGCCAGAUUAGCUGCAUAAAUGUUCAGAAGGGGUUCCCUUUGUUUGUUAGAUUAACCCUGAAGGCUUACAAUAUAAAGCAGUUCCCCAUGACAUGUGCAGAAUCCCCACUUUACUUGCACGAAACCUGCAAGUAAAUAGUAGCAGAUUUAAUUUUUCAAGCCUUCUGAGCUCAGCGAGUACAAAAAGGCACAAUAACUUCUUAUUGAGCCAAGGCCCCCCAGAAGCAACCAUACCCAUCUGUUAGCAUGGAUGGCUUGAUGCAAGAAUUAGCUGUGAUUGUCAAUAAUGCCUUUUCAGAGGCAAAUAUAACAGAUGUUGGGAAUAAACAGAAGGACCAUCGCCUCAGUGGGAGCAUCUGGCUGCUGCUUUUUGGGACAGAUUAAUCAGAUCAUAUUUUUAUUAUACAUAGUUUUGGAAGUAGUAAUGUGUAUUAACUCCCUGUGUAUUGACUGACUGUUUGGUACAGUACAUACAGUGAGUUCUGGAAGUGCACUGUGUCAUGAAAAUGCCCCAUUUUGUAAGGGACUCUAUUUUUGUGAUGAAAUAAUUGUCUGUCCUCCACUACCUGGUUGCUGGUGAUCAGUUGGGGUGGGGAGAGACAAGGGGCAGAGAGCUGCAUUUGAUGGUCAAAUUGCUAGGGUCAAUGGGAAGGGUGAGUGUUGAAGAAACACAGCGAGAAUUUAAUAGCCUUGUGGCCAAAGUCUGUUCUAACCAGAUGUGCCAAAUCCAGAAUUACAUGGAAAAUGCCAUUUUCUGUGCUCCCGCAAAUUCCAGCUACAGCAGCUCGCCCUGAUUACUGAGUAUGAAGAGUGCUGUUGUCAGAAGGCCAUUGCGAUCACUCUUAAUUUUUACUCUUUACCUUCCUCGCCUGUUGGAAAUCAUGAAAAUUCCAGAUGUCAAAACUUAACAGCCUCGCCAUUGGCUUCUCCUGUAUCUGAACCGUAUUAAGUUGUACACGGUGAAAGCUAUAUGUGUUGUAAGCCUUCUGCUAUAUCCUGUUGCAUAUUAUGACAAGCUUGUGACCAGCGUGAAGGCAACAGGAAUGAAGUUAACAUCUGCAACCAGGUUCUCUGAAAAACCUCAAGCUUUCGAGGAAUGCUGGAUCAACCGAAUUCGUUAGAUUUCAAGGUACAAUAAUGCAGCCACUGGUCACAAUUCUGAAACCAUUCCCAAAGUGGCUAUUACUAUGAACUCCAGGGGGGUAUUUGUUUCACCUCUUUUAAUCUGAAUAUGGUAGGCAUGGCUGGCCCAUGGUAUUAUGUGAUUCGACAGGUGUUGGGGAGGGAAUUGUAUGACAUGGUUGCUUACACAGCGAUGUUCUGUUUUAAGGGAGAAGGAGCAUAGUAAGAGCCCUGGGCUACCCUUAAUUUGUGAUCUGAUCUUUUGGUUAAGUUUGGGGUGAUUAGAGUUCAAAAAUAAUUGUAUUAGACAUAUUAAGGAUGCAGCUGGUAUUCCACAGGCUGGAUGUUUGAUAGUUAAAUACUAAAUUUCAUUCGCACUGAGACCCCUGCAGUAGAAUUGACUGUACCAUCCACUAUCAGGAAACCUCUGGCACAGUAACUAUAAUGUGAACACUUUUUAUUAAACAAACCUCACCAUUCUUGGUGUGUUUAAAGGAAUGUUGUGCUUUUUUUAAAAAAAAAAUUAGGAUAGCCUUCACAUGUGACUCCUCCUAAUUUCUUACUCAAAAAUUUAAAAGAAACACAACUUCUGAUUGCUGCAGUGCAGUUCUUCUCACAUUCCAUGUGAUGUUGAGCAGUUUUAAAAGCCAGCAUAUCUUCAAACGUCGUUUUUAUUAACAAGGCCCUCCAUUUCUUCAUAAAAAAUUAUAUUGGAUGCCCAGGUUGGAACCUUGCCAUUCAGCCCCCGUAACUAUAAUACAGCGAUAUCUGUAAAAUACUACUUUUAUGAUCCUGUAAACUGUGUUUUCACCUUUCCUGGACACUUGAUUGUGAAUAUAAUAAUGCCAAUUAACAAAAAGUAAAGCAAAUAUAAAUAUGUAUGUAUAUAUGUAGCUCAAUCUUUUCUUUUUCUGUCCAUGUUACAAUAUUGUGAUUUCGGCUAAGUAUGUAAUGUGGGGAAAUGGUCACGAAAAGAAAAGAAAAAGUUUCCAAAUUGCGGCUGUGAAGGGUCCUGUGGUGAGAACUUUGUUUUUAUGAUUUGUCUUUGUUCUUGCGGCAGAACUUAUUGUGAACCUUAAUUAAGCCCAGAAUAAUAAGCUGGAGAUUUCUUUGAGAGUCACUUUGUGAAUAAGCCGUUAUUAUAUAUUUGACAGGAGCUGUAAUACAAGCAGUACUCUGGGUGAAAUAUUAAGUUUUUUAGAGGAUUGUAUCCAUCCACCAUGUACCGUAGCGAUUAGAGCUGUGGCACAGGUGGUCCUCGUUUUUGCACUGGGGGUUGUGUUCCAGACACACACACACACACCACAAGCCCACUCCACCCCUUUUUGUGACAUCUUUAUGACAUUUUGGGGCUACUUCUGGGUUCAGCGCCAUGCAUGUGUGCGCAAUCGUGUGUUAUUUGGAUGUGCCUAACUAGGUCAUUGCCUGUAUAUGAGAUGGCUUGCAUAAUCAAAUGUGUCCAUGCCGCCACUCAAAGACUGGAAAAUCACAAUACUAUGUUUAAAAGACUUGUGUCUGUGAGAACAUAAAAUGAGCCCAUCUGGUCCAGCAUCCAGUUCCCAACUAGAUGCCUGUAGGAAAGCUGCAAGCAGGACCAAGAGCAUAAACAAGAGUGCCCUCUUCUCUCCCACUUCACCACAGGUUUCAGCAACAGAAGCAUUGCUGCCUCCAUCCAUGAAGGCAGAGCAUAGUUAUCAUGGCUAUGUAGCCAUGUAUAGCUGUAUCCUCCAUGAAUUUGCCCAGUCCUCUUUUGAAGGGGUUACAGUGGAGUGAUCCCGAGGAGCACUCACACCAAAUUGUGCUUAUAGCCUAUUUUCAUCUGGGUCCUGCUCUCAAUCACAGGUCCUUGGCAAGUGUGUGUCCUUAUGAUAUGUGUGUCCGAUUCAUGGUUUAUAUGUUGUGGUGUGUGCUUAAAAUAACUGGAGUGUGCAAUUUAAAUACGAGACUGGGAGGUUGUAAUGGUUCUUGUAACCGAGGCUAUAAAUCAGUUUAGUCAAGCUUGUGCACUCAGCACAAUGCCUUACCAGGUUAUUAGAAGAUUUCCCAUAUGUGGAAGGGGAGAAAUUCCAGGUCACAAGUGUGGUUGCACAAAUACAUUAUGUGUAUCUGACAUAAAAAUAGCCACUCUUGGAUUACUUUAUAAUUCUGUUACUGUUCCCCUAUAGUGUGGAAGGAUUAAAAACAAUGAAAAAAAAAACACCCAGCUGGUAACAGAUGGCAGUAAA
Messenger RNA from Zootoca vivipara (common lizard), 9997 nucleotides. NCBI's taxonomy places the organism in Eukaryota, Metazoa, Chordata, Lepidosauria, Squamata, Lacertidae. The record is from RefSeq and is a predicted model, not a curated record.